Messenger RNA from Eruca vesicaria subsp. sativa (arugula), 180 nucleotides. The record is from the annotation of a GenBank genome assembly. NCBI's taxonomy places the organism in Eukaryota, Viridiplantae, Streptophyta, Magnoliopsida, Brassicales, Brassicaceae.
AUGGCCGGACCAGGACGUAGUCAACCCUGCUUUGCCUGUCCUCCUUUCGGAGUCGCCUUUGGGACGGUCUGCGGUGCCUCAGACUGUUCUCCGGUUGUGAACUCUAAUGAUCGCCUCUCUUGUUACAGGUUUCCGGUUGCAAGAUCAAGUUGUGGUCUACUGAUACUCAAUGGUUGCUAG